Messenger RNA from Artibeus jamaicensis (Jamaican fruit-eating bat), 1091 nucleotides. Its product is annotated as basic proline-rich protein-like. Lineage: Eukaryota; Metazoa; Chordata; Mammalia; Chiroptera; Phyllostomidae. The record is from RefSeq and is a predicted model, not a curated record. Bases 157 to 636 code for a protein of 159 amino acids. The transcript is spliced from 2 exons.
CCGGCCAGACCUGCGGCCGGGUGGGGGCCGGGCCUGGGAGAGGGCUCGAUGUUCUGCAUUUAACAUUUGAACUUCUCCUAUCCGAGGCAGCAGGCCGUUUUGUCCUGGGGUCGCUGACCCUGGCUCCCCCUUCAGCCGCCCUGAAACCUUAAUUGAAUGACAGAUGGUCAUCUUCAGGGGCGCCAGAAGCUGCAGGCCGCCCGCCGCGCGGGGGCCGCGGCCCCAGGCCCCAGCGGUCCCGGCCCGACUCUGCCAGCGAGGGGCGGGCGGCAGAGGCAGCGGGCGGCCGCCGGGACGCGCCCGGCCCGCGGGCGUGGCGGGCUCCGCGGGCCUCGGCCAAACGCGCAGCCCGGCGCUGCCAGAGGAACCCCGAGCCUGGGCGGCCCCGAGCGUCGACAGCUGAAGCCCGCGAGGCCCACGGCCGGCAGGCCGCCGUCCGAGGCCGAGUGCCCGGCCCCGGGCGUGGCGCGCCCGCCGCACGCCGCCUGCCCGGGGCCGCCGAGAGGCCGGAGCUCCGUCCCCGGCGGAGUCCCCAGCAGCCGCGCGGGGCCCCGGGUCGGGCCCCCCGCGGCUGAGGCCCGCGCCCUGGGAUCGCACAGCCACCCCGCUGGGGCCGCUGUCAGGGCUCGGGGGUGAAAGGCAGGCGCCCCAAACCGCGCUCGGAGACGUCGCGGCCCGGCUUCGCUGCCUCGGCCGCCCGCCCGCGCACCGCGUCCCAUUCUUUAAAAUAAAAGCCGCGAGCCCUACAAUUACUGGGAUGACAGCGAGCGGCUGGGAGCUGUUUAUUUAUGGCUGCAAAUGUGUUUGAGCAAGAGAGAGGGAGAAUUGAUCUUUGCUUGGACUUAAAGAUGGAGCCGAAGGCGCUAGAGGGAACGUGGGUGUGUGCGUCUAGCUCAGACCCUGGGCGCCGAAGGGGGCCGCUUGGCAAAGAGCCCGAGAUCUUUCUUCCACGCAACCCUCACCUCGCGACCCUGCAGGAAUCCGCGGGCUCAGGAGCGGCCUGGCUGACCCACCUGCCCCGGGCCGAGCUACCGAGAAAGGCUUCGUGGAGGGGGCCAUCCUGUCUGUCUUUAAAAUGAGCGCAAUAAAAG